AUGGCCCCGGCAGUAGUCGUCGCGGAGAAGUGUGCGGCGAUGAUGCGGGGCCAGGUUCAAAAGCUAUCUACGAACUAUAGGAUAUCCAUCGCCAACCAUGAGGUCCACAAUAUCCCGCAGAUUGAGCCAUCCAUUCAUCAUGUGUACAUCAGCAAAACCAUCAUCCAAUGGUGUUGCAUGGCCACGGCGCUCGAAACUGGCCUACCCUUCCCGGAAAUCGCAAGCGCCGCCUCAUACCGGCCAACUCCCAUCUCGCCCGACAGAAUCUGGCAGUUAAACAUCUGCGCAGAUGGACACCGGCAAUGCCGCCUCCUCCUCGGCAACCCUGACCAACAUCUCCCCGAUCUCCUUCUCCCUCUUUCGAGCACGCUCCUCAUCCAUGUCCGUACUCCCUCCGCCUCCGCCUACUCCGUCUCCUGGUUUUCCGUCUUCACCUUGCCCAACCACGAGCGCGCGCCCACGAAGCUCUCUACCUACCGUGAGUUCGUAUUCAUGCUUCAGGGCAACGUCUACCUCCGCUACAACCCUUUCGCUACUCCUGACGAAUUCAAGAAGUAG
Molecule: messenger RNA, 558 nt
Organism: Dichomitus squalens LYAD-421 SS1
Lineage: Eukaryota; Fungi; Basidiomycota; Agaricomycetes; Polyporales; Polyporaceae
Exons: 3
Coding region: 1-558 (185 amino acids)
Source: RefSeq, a predicted model, not a curated record